This is a messenger RNA of Acaulospora colombiana, 200 nucleotides long. Lineage: Eukaryota; Fungi; Glomeromycota; Glomeromycetes; Diversisporales; Acaulosporaceae. The record is from the annotation of a GenBank genome assembly.
GCUGGCCAUCGGCCGUCAUGCAGGAUUGGAAGGCGCGGGACACGUCGAAUGGACACCCUUCCUGGAUCUUAUCAGAUCAUCCUACCGCUCCAUUCACCUUCUUUAUUGGAACGAGUGACCAUACCGAGCCCAUUGACUGGGCUCCAAUCUUCGUUUUGUCCUAUUCUUCACCUUUGAAUUUACGAACAGUUCCUUUAUAA